AUGGCGGGCGAGGGGAUGGUGGCGGUGGUGCGCGGGCUACGGGACGCCGGGCUGGCCGUCACACUGCUCGACGUAACGGCGCCAGCGUCUACGCAGCGCCACCCAACGAACGCCAAUGCGUCUACGCAGCCGAUCCCGCGUAUAAUGUCGGAAAGUAGUACUGAGUCGGCGGCGCUCCACUGCGAUAGAGACGCCCAGGCUGUUGAUGGGAGAUAUGCUUCUAUGUACAAGACUAUGCAUUGCAACGUCCGUCCUACAUCACCUCCGGUUCAGUUAACUGAAUUCCCACCGCAGAGACCGGACCUCUGUCCAGGUCACGGUAACUUCCAAGUGGGUGGUAAUGGCAGUGGUGUGGUCAACCCUCACGGGAAACCGACCUCAUCAUCCGCGAGCUUCAGAGGAGGACUAUCAUGGCCAGAUAGAGGGUCUGUCUGCUCUGCUCGACCUUCGAUGGAGGUGGAUGCCUUCGCCAACUCCUUGAGGAAGUACCCCUGCCUCUCACCAGAGAGGUCUUCGGAAGUCAUGGAGAGACUUAUCAAUUAUCAAGGAAAGGGCUACUCAAAAACAUCAACCCGUAAUCAAGCCUCCCCUACCCGCAUAGACUCCUACCCAUGCUCCUACCAUACUCUAGAAUCCAAAGGCACAUACACAAAGAGCCCCCGUCUCUAUGACCAAGAGAUCACACCACGUAGGAGAAUGGAGGAGCCGACAAGAGAGAGAAAGAGAGAAGACUCUUACGAUAUAAGAAAUAUGAGGAAUUUCGAAGUGAGAUCUGUCAGAGAUAUGACGAGGAAGGGAAGGGAUAAUCCGUACUGCAAUCCCGCUUGCCCAACUAUCAAAGAAACCCAAGACUACCAGCCUAUCCCACAAGAAUAUCAAAAUAGUUCGAAUUCAGUGAAUAUGGAAAUUCAAGCUGCAGUAAAAAUGAUAUCCAAAGAAGUAGCCACCGUACAACGAGACAGACUCAUGAGAAAAACCGUAGCCGUCCCCGAGUCCCCUACCAUGUCAGCUACAGAAGACAACGUGGAAGAUAACUCUAUGUCAUACUUUAAAAAAGAAACUAUCCGAAGAGAAAAUACUAUAACAGAGCCAAUUAAUUGUAAAACAAAAAACCCGGACGAUGACUGUGACAUUUUCAACAUUAAGUGCAUACAAACUGCCUUUAGCAACGUUGAUAUAAGAACUACAAAAUAUUGUGAGAUUAGGAGCAAGUCGCAAGAAGAAUUGACAAAGAUUACACAAAAGCAGGAAGUCAUUAAAAGAAGAGAUCAUAGCGGAGACUUUGAGCCAGAUAUGACAGAAUGGUUUGAAAUCCACAGCGACAAAGUGAAAGUUAAACUAUGGGGAGAUAAGUUAAAGAAAUUAGCAGACAAGUUGAAAAGGCCAGGUGGCGAAGAGAAAAUCAGGAAUAAAAUUGAAAAGUACUUGAAGCAGGUACCUGAACAGUUUUCUGAUGGUGACGAUGAUAAACUGACAUUGAGGAAACAAUUGCCGAACGAUAUUAUACGGAAAUUGAAGAAAAUGAAGUCCUCACCUAUGGGCGCUAACAAUAUAAACGUGUAUAGAAUGGAACUAUCAAAAUAUUGCAGUAGGUUCAAGGUUGAAAACUUCAGGAAGGCAGUUCUAAAUUGGACUAAAACGUUAAAUAUCAAGAGAAAAGACUUCUUAGGGAGAAAUGUAAAGAAAGAAGACGUACUCAAAUACAUAGCUGAUAGAUUAGAACCCAUAGUAUUGGAUAGACCUCAGUCCGACGCAACAUAUAAAGCGGUAUUAAAAUCUAACAUCACAGAUAUGAUCAAAGAAUUGCCUUUAGUUCUAAAUACUCAUAACAACGAAUUUUACUUGAAUAAAAUCACAGAAAAUCUUGUCAACGACAUAUUUAAUAUAGAAACUAAAUUCCCUAGUACAUACAUACAGCCUACGAUAAAGGAAAUAAAAGAAUUUGUAAAAGAUGAAAUAACAUUUUUCUUGGAGAAAUCCCGUGUAGCUAUAAGCACUAAGAGGAUGGAAUACCUAGAAUUAGAACUAAUUGAUAUUUUGUUGGAUCUUGUGAAUGCCACUGACAUUGAUGAAUACGUUAUGGAGGAUAUUACAACACUUUUCAAAGUAGCAGGGAAGCUACCAGAAUACAAGGCGAAAUAUUUCACUAAUUUACUAUUAAAAGAUUAUAAAGAAUUCUUCUUUCGAGAGAGUUUCUUUCAAGUAAAAGGUAAUUCUGAUCAUGGAAGACCAGACGUUUACUCUGUUUUCCAUAAUUUAAAUGGUACAGAAAAUGCUAACGAAGAAAAUCACUUUAGUGAAUAUACACAACAUCUUAUUAACACAAUCAACAAGUGGAUUUCACAAUUAAAUAUUCUAAAUAAUGAGAAAAAGAUUAUUGAAGUAAUAGUAAGAGAUUUGGCCAAUGAUAUAGUAGACAGACAUAAAUUUUUACUCUUAAACCCUAACAACCAACCAACAGAUUUUGAAGAACUAGAAUAUUUGAAAUUCCUAGUAUUUAAAUGGACAAAUAAAUUGCUUGGUGAAAGAAACAUAACAAUCUUAGAACAUGCUGACCAAUUGAUGCAUGAAAUCAAAAACAUACCAAAACCCGUUAUGGAGAAUGCAUGCCCACAAUCGACCAUUACUCCUGAUACCGAUGGUCUUAAUGAUAAAAGUUAUACUGACACACAAACGGAACAAAUUUUAAAAUGGUAUCUAGACAUGCCAUCAGAACUUCAAUUAAAUGAAAAUAUAGAUCCUAUUGAAUCAAUCAAACAUCUCGUUGAAGAAAUCGAAAAUGGUCUCAGUAAUAGAGAAGAUGGAGUUAUUGACAAAGCAGUAACAAAGUGGAUUGAAACAGGUUUUAAGAAUAAAUUAAAUACUGAUAAAGUACAACAGUUAACAAGCAAACUCAAAAGUGUACCUUACACAAAAGAAAAUACAGUGAAAGAUCCUAAAAAUGAGAAGGUUCUGAUCAGGUCAUAUGAAGAUUUGGUAGACGACUGGAUAGACACAGUACCCUUAGAUCCCAAAAAAGUAGGAAUUUUCACAGACAACAAAAAUGAAAUAGUUCACGAUAUAGCCGUCAAGAUAAGUAAAAUAAAAACAAAAAUUAAGAAUACACCCCUAGAAGUCAUGCAAAGAAAAUUAUCACAAGAGUUGUCUUAUUGGUUAAAGAAAUUACCGUUGCAUGCCAAAGUAGACAAGGAAACGUUCAGAGAUAAAUACGCUGAGAAGUUGGUGCAGAAAUUACAAUUCUGUAAUGUAGAAGAGUCGUUAACUAAAGUACCGGUAAUGAAUAAUGUAACAUUUCAGAUUGAAGAAGUGUUGCUAGAAUGGCUAAAGAGACGACCAUUUUAUAAAAACAAAACAACUGAAGUCAGGAAACAUCAAGAAGAGAUAAUUAAAGAGUUAGGAAAUAAGAUAAAAGCUGGAGGAUAUAAAAAUCCUUAUCCUGAUGAAUAUGUUCUCGAGUGUAUAAAAAGACUAGAACCAAAACAAAACGAAGACAUAGUGCAGAACAUAGCUUGUCAAUUGAAAUUGUUCUUAGAUAAAUUUAACAUUAAAGAUUGUAACACAGAGUGCACGAAGAAAAAUAGUAUUUUAAAUAACAACAUUGAACUUUGGCUGAACAAGCUACCACUACAUGUGACUGACGAGAACGUAUUCAAAGAACAGAAAGCACAACUUAUUGAAAGUAUACAACUAUUGAAAACUUUAGGUUGUGACAGUUCCAUUAUGAAAAAAGAGAUAUUGAUUUUCAUGAAGUCACUACCUAUGAAUCGUGAAAAGAAAGAAGACAUACAUUUUAUGAACCAAGAAGCUUCAAAUCUUAUAGAACAUUUAAAAGAAAUGCCUGCUAAUCCUGUGACAGAAGAAAUAACGGAUGACAAGCCUAAAAAUGAAACAGGUGAUAUUAUCAAAGAAUGGGUCAAUUCCUUGCCAUUGAAAGCUGUAUACUGUCCGAGAGAACUCAAUUCCUUUUUAGACGAUAUGACUUCUGUAAUAAAUAGAAUUAUUUUAGACUCAAACACUACAGAACAACAUAAUGAAGAAUUACACAAAGAGAUAGUAAAAUUUUUAAGAAGGUUUCCGUUAGAGAGUGACCAAAAUACUGAGAAUCAUAUGACAACAAUGGCAGAAACACUCAUUAAAAGUCUGAACAAAAGUUUACCACCAAAUAAAACAUGUACUGAAACUAACGUCACCGUAUAUGCUCUGAAGAAUACCAAUUUAACUGCGUUUGGGCUCCCCAAUGUACAAGAUAGUGAUAUUAAUGAGAAUUCAAAGAUAUAUACUAAACAACUAACUAGUCAAAUAGGCGAAUGGUUAGCUAACUUAGGCUUAUCUACAGCGCUCAACGAUAGCUAUAGACAAGACGCUAUCAAAGAUUUGGCUGGAGAUAUUGUGGAUAGACAUAAAUAUCUAGAGCUAAACCCCAGUGCAAAAGAAAAUGAGUUAGAACAUUUAAAGUAUCAGAUCUUUAAAUGGAUUAACAAAUUAGUCGGUGAAGAUAAUCUUAAAACAAUUACACACGCUGAUGAUCUGAUGCAUAGAAUUAACAAAAUACCUGUACCAAUGUUAGUAAGACCUCAAGAUAAGAUCCAAGCACAAUCUGCUUUUUCUAACGCCAGAUACCGGUCCGAUGUAGAUUCCACGGUGGCUCGGCUUUCCUUAAGGGUAAAAAAUAGUAUUAAUACUACUACAAGCCCUAUAGAAAUGAAUCCAUGGCAACAAGUGUAUCUACAACAGGUUUAUAUAAAGACUGGCGAGGCAAGCUAUUCACCGCGUUCUGGAGUAUACCAGACAAAUAGUCCUACAAAUUUAUCUAACGCUUCACAUUCUCAUUCAUAUUCUUCAAGUUACUCGCAGUCCAGGCCACCUGACGAAGGCACCAAGGAAGCUGUUUACGAAAAAUAUCAAAAGAUUUUCAAAGAUAAAUGUAAUGCUUUGCCAAUUGACUCAUCAACUGCCGAGAAUGCCAAGCUAGCUGAAUUAGCAAAGACCGCAAUUUACAACGGAAUCAUUAAGACGUUUUUCAAUUUGAAAGCUAAUCCUGAAAUUGAAAAUGAUUAUGGAUAUUUUGAAUUGAUGCUAGAGGAGAAAAUAGAUGAAAUGUUGGAUGUUCUCCCACAAUCUUCAGAACUAGUAAAUCAAAGACACGCUUGGAAAGUUGGAAUACUUACAAAUUCCCUUGAUAUGUUAGAGCAGUUGCAUAGUUUUUCGGACAGACCCUCUUUUAGGCAACGAGUCAGGAAUAAGUUUAACCGAAAAUUUGCUAAAGAAUUAGAAUUAGAGCAAUGCUUUUUAUUACAGCAGGGAUUUUUGGCUGAAAUGGCAGACGCAUACAUUCUAGAAACAAAUUAUAAAGAAAAAGAUGAAGUGAAAGCCAAUAUUUAUAAGAAAAGAUUGAUGAAGAAAGUUGAUAACCUAGCUAACCAUUUAGCUAAAGAACACAGUGUUGGCUUUAGAUUUUUUGACAAAGACCAACUGACUCAUAUUGCUAUGAAAGUAUUAGAACAAGUACCAAAACCUGGAGAUGAAAUUCUGCAAGAAGAAGCAGAAGAAAUACAAUUGGGAGAUGAAGUAGAGAAAUGGUACAAAGACUUGCCAACGAAACCUCUAGUCAAUGAUACUGAUGGAGUAUUAAGGAAAAGAAUGAUGGAUUUACUAGCAAAAAAGUUGUACGACAUACAUAAACGUUUCAAAGAUGACGAAUCGCUUAAAGAAAUGAAAAUGAAGCAUGAAAUCAGUAUGUUCCUUGAAAAACGAGCACAAUUACAAGGUGGCCAAGAUUUAAAUAUAAACGCAAUGGUGGACGAUCUAAAUGAUAGAUUAAAAAACAGAUGGUUGAAAGAACCACAAGAUUACGAAGAGUUUGAAAGAGGUCGGCCUAUUAGUUCUUCUUAUGCGCAAGUUAAUAAUAGAGACAUUUCUUGUUCGUCAACGGAAGCUGGCACUUGUACAGGAGGACCACCGCAAGACGAGGAAUAUUUCAUAAGACCUGUACAGCAAAUACAAAAUAUGAAUUCAGUUCAUUCACCAUCUGGUGCUAGUUAUUAUAGCAGACAAGAACAAAGUGGAAGACAGAGUUAUGGGCCUAUUUAUGUGCAAAAUCCUAGUUACGCAAAUGAAUCUCCUAAAGGCAAUACGUAUGCUAGUAAUUUGAGCACAAACCACGCCCCUCAAUCUGUUCCCAGGUAUAACACAGAUCCAAGACAUUCACUUCCUCCUUAUGCAACUUGUGCUGGUCCAGAGACAUGCUUUCCUCCACCAAGGGGCUCCUAUAGCAUGCAGGAACAUCGCGGAAGUAUAAUGAGAACAAACAAUAAUUAUGGUCCUAACCAAUAUGCACCAAAGCAUGUAACUCUACCAAAUACACAAAGACCAAACUUGUCACAGAUACCUGGUACGUCAGGCCAAGGCCAAGCAUAUGUGUCACAUCAGAAUCCUAAUUUAUCUCAGAAUGUAGCCAACAAUGUGCCUAAUAGACACGGGAUAAUCCGGAGCAAUCAGAUGUCGCCACCAAGAAAUGGUAAUGUGAGUCAACAGCAAAGUCAAAGUCCACAUAUACAUGGGCCUCCAAGACAGAACCCUAAUAUGUUGCAAGUUCCAAAUUACCAGAGGCCUAGUCAAGGAACUCCUACAGCUCGCUAUGGGUCUCCAGGCAAUCAGGGUCCAUCAAGCCAGGGUGGCGCCACUGCCGAUGGAGAAGAUGAUAAUGGCGAAUAUAGAUGUAGAUGUUUGGGGUUAUUCCGUCCGAGACGUAUGUGUUUUGAUCAGCACAGUGAAAUGUAUCAUCCAUGUCCUCGAUAA
This is a messenger RNA of Spodoptera littoralis (African cotton leafworm), 6798 nucleotides long. The record is from the annotation of a GenBank genome assembly. NCBI's taxonomy places the organism in Eukaryota, Metazoa, Arthropoda, Insecta, Lepidoptera, Noctuidae.